This is a messenger RNA of Verticillium dahliae VdLs.17, 1578 nucleotides long. RefSeq names its product alpha,alpha-trehalose-phosphate synthase. The transcript has a single exon. Gene Ontology annotation, cellular component: alpha,alpha-trehalose-phosphate synthase complex (UDP-forming); cytosol. Gene Ontology annotation, biological process: cellular response to heat; trehalose biosynthetic process. Gene Ontology annotation, molecular function: alpha,alpha-trehalose-phosphate synthase (UDP-forming) activity. NCBI's taxonomy places the organism in Eukaryota, Fungi, Ascomycota, Sordariomycetes, Glomerellales, Plectosphaerellaceae. Bases 1 to 1578 code for a protein of 525 amino acids. The record is from RefSeq and is a predicted model, not a curated record.
AUGCCUGCUCUCCUCGAGCAAGACGCCGCUCCGCCCGGUCGUCUCCUCCUGCUGUCGAACCGCUUGCCCAUCACCAUCAAGCGCGAGGAAGAUGGCAACUAUCAAUUCUCCAUGUCCUCCGGCGGUCUCGUCACUGGCCUCAGCGGUCUGUCCAAAACCACAAGCUUCCAGUGGUACGGCUGGCCUGGCCUCGAGGUUCCCGAGGCAGAAGUCGCUGGCAUGAAGCAGCGCCUCAAGGACGAAUACGGCGCCCACCCCGUCUUCGUCGACGACGACCUCGCCGACCGCCACUACAACGGCUUCUCCAACUCGAUCCUCUGGCCCCUCUUCCACUACCACCCCGGCGAGAUCACCUUUGACGAGAGCGCCUGGGCUGCGUACCAGGAGGUCAACCGCCUCUUCGCCAAGACGGUCAUCAAGGACGUCCAGGACGGCGAUCUGAUCUGGGUCCACGACUAUCACCUCAUGCUGUUGCCCGAGAUGCUGCGUGAGGAGGUGGGAAACUCCAAGAAGAACGUCAAGAUUGGCUUCUUCCUGCACACACCCUUCCCCUCCUCUGAGAUCUACCGUAUCCUGCCUGUGCGCGAGGCCCUUCUCGCCGGCCUCCUCCACUGCGAUCUCAUCGGCUUCCACACCUACGACUAUGCUCGUCACUUCCUGUCCAGCUGCUCCCGCAUUCUCUCAACACCGACGACACCCAACGGAGUCGAGUUCAAGGGACGCUUCGUCACCGUCGGUGCCUUCCCCAUCGGCAUCGACCCCGAGAAGUUUGUCGAGGGCCUCCAGAAGCCCGUCGUCCAGAAGCGCAUCGAGGCCCUGAAGCGCAAGUUUGAGGGCGUCAAGCUCAUCGUCGGUGUCGACCGCCUCGAUUACAUCAAGGGCGUGCCCCAGAAGCUCCACGCCCUCGAGGUCUUCCUCACCGAGCACCCCGAGUGGAUCGGCCGCAUCGUCCUCGUCCAGGUGGCGAUCCCGUCGCGCCAGGACGUCGAGGAGUACCAGAACCUCCGCGCCGUCGUCAACGAGCUCGUCGGCCGCAUCAACGGCCGCUUCGGCACCAUUGAGUUUAUGCCGAUCCACUUCCUUCACCAGUCCGUCUCCUUCGAGGAGCUGACGGCCCUGUACGCCGUCUCGGACGUCUGCCUCGUCUCCUCGACCCGCGACGGCAUGAACCUCGUCUCGUACGAGUACAUCGCCACGCAGCGCGAGCGCCACGGCGUCAUGGUCCUCUCCGAGUUCACCGGCGCCGCCCAGUCCCUGUCCGGCUCCCUCAUCGUCAACCCCUGGAACACCGAGGAGCUCGCCAACGCCCUCCACGACGCCGUCACCAUGUCCCCCGAGCAGCGCGAGGCCAACUACAAGAAGCUCGAGCGCUACGUCUUCAAGUACACCUCGGCCUGGUGGGGCCAGUCCUUCGUCAACGAAAUGACCCGCCUCUCCUCCGACGCGAGCCACCAGCCCAAGGCCAUCGGUACCGUCGCCGGCAGCGUCGCCGCCGGCGCCCAGGCCGUCAAGGGCGCCGUCGAGGGCAUCUUCAACAGCGAGGUCGCCAAGGCGGAGGCCGAAAAGGAGGCUGCGUAG